AUGACCGCGCAGGGUGUUGUGGUUUCUAGCUCCAAGUCACCUGUUGCUCUAGUACUUGAGGGCUCUAUCUCAACGGCUCCUAAUGUUAUACCUCCUACUUCUGUCUCAGUGACUGCACCUACUCCGGAGGAUCCUGCUGUGGCGAUCGUACCUACUCCUGCUCCUGGUGUAUGUGCACCUACUAUGGAGGAUGCUAUUGUGGCGAUCGCACCUACUCAUGCUCCUGCUCUCAGUGCACCUACUCUGAAGGAUCCUACUGUGGUGACCGCACCUACUCACGCUCCUGCUGUCAGUGCGCCUACUCUUGAGGAUCCUGUUAUGGCGACCGCAUCUACUUUCUCUGCGAGACCUUCGUCUCCUGACUUUGACACCCUUUCUACUUUUAAUAAGGUCGAGCAUGACUUCGGCUCUAGCUCUAGUUCUAGGUUCAAGGUUUAUCCUUCUACCGUCACAGCGAUGCCUCCUUCUUCUCCGACCCCGGAUGCCAAAGAUGUAGAUAUUUAG
Messenger RNA from Phragmites australis (common reed), 504 nucleotides. RefSeq names its product predicted GPI-anchored protein 58. The record is from RefSeq and is a predicted model, not a curated record. The coding region runs from base 1 to 504 and encodes 167 amino acids. Lineage: Eukaryota; Viridiplantae; Streptophyta; Magnoliopsida; Poales; Poaceae. The transcript has a single exon.